CUCGCUGCGGCCGCGCGGCGCUGCCGGACCCGCCCGAGGAGCGGCCGCUGCCCGCGCCCGCCGCGGAGCUGCAGCAGCGCGGCCGCAGCGCUCCGGGGACAGCCGGGACAGCGGGGACAGCCGGGACACCGCGGCCUCCCCCGGCUCCGGCACGCCGCUCCCUCCUUCCGCCGGGCGGCCCCGGGAUGGCGGCGUGAGGCGGCGAAGGAUCUGCCUGUCCUGGGCAUGAAGGAGAAUGUUCCCUGCUCAGUAAGGAGCUGAUAGCAGGAGGUGCUGUUUCUCUUGGAUCAAUAGAGUGUAAAGAGAACUCGGUCUCAGUGCCAGCUGUACAGAGAGUCUCUAGUGAAGAGCACGGAUCUUACUGCUGGGAAGUCCCUUGAGGGAGACAGAGCUGUAGCAGCCUCCAACAAGCAGCCUGCCCUCCGGAGGAGUUGCUGGAGCCUGUUCUGGAGCACAUCUGACUGCUACUGCCAACGAGGCCCCAGCCAGCCACGAUGUACUGCCUUCAGUGGUUGCUACCUGUCCUGCUCAUACCCAAGCCCCUCAACCCAGCAUUGUGGUUCAGUCACUCAAUGUUCAUGGGAUUCUACCUGCUCAGUUUUCUCCUGGAACGGAAACCUUGCACAAUUUGUGCCUUGGUCUUCCUGGCAGCUCUAUUCCUCAUCUGCUACAGCUGCUGGGGGAACUGCUUCUUGUAUCACUGCACAGGAUCCCAGCUGCCAGAAUCAGCUCAUGAUCCCAACAUAGUGGGCACCUAGAAAAUCAUAAUCUUCCAGUCUGCUGAGGGCUUUGCUUUUUAAAAAAGGGGUGGGGCUGGGGAGGAGGGGGGUGUUGGGCGUGGGACUGGCGUAAGGACAACCUAUUUCUUGUAACUGUGCGUGGACUGGAGUGGCAAAUUCUUCCCACUCUGCCUGUGAAAUUCAACUUGUUUACUGUGUGAACUCUGGCAGCACCACCUGCUUUUUUAGAAGCAGAAAUCUUUUUUUUUUUUUUUCUUUCCCGUAUCACCGGGAACAGACACCAGCCCUCUCAACUGAGAACUGCUGGAAGCCUGAGCUGCUGGCCCCUGCCCAGCUGGAAGUGCUGGAGUUGUGUGUCACUUGUCUGCAUUAGGCCAUGGUGGUCUAACUCAGGGCUCUUGGCCCACUGAUCCUGCUUGAACAGCUACAAGAUUCUCUCAGUCUCUCUUUGUGGGGAGCCAGCCUUCCCACCUUGCUGUCAAGGGCGAGUGCAACAGCUCACAAAUGGACUUGGCCAAAAGCUGCUGGAGCCAGAGGCAGUUGAGUCAUCUCCUCCUGCUCAGCCUGCCAAAGAGAUGUGUGCACUGCCCAAGUGCUUUCUGAACUCUUUGCUCCAAGAUCCCAGCCUGAAAGCCUCAGUUAUGCUGCUGCUUUUAUAAAGCCUGACAGGCAGUAGAGACUCUCUUCCCCUCCUCCUACACGUCCCAGGUUUACCAAGGUAUUGACUGUUGAGAGAAGGAACCAGCAUGCUGCAAGACACAAGAUUUUGGAAGUCACUGUGAACUUUACCCUACAAAACUCAUGCUAGCCUGAAAGGCUGGGUGUGGGCAGGGCAGGAGAGGAUCCAUGAAGUGGAGGCAUGGCUUGAAGCAGUAAGUGCUUCAGCCAUUUUCAGAGAUAAUGGUUUUGGGCCAGAGGUGACAGAAGUGCUGGUGCUACUGACUAGAGAAGGGCAGAGGCUGAUGUGUGGUGUCUCCAGCUUCCUGGCAGAAGGAUGUCAAGAGUCCAAGGUGCUGGUGGGUCAGGCCUACAGCCCUGGGGCAGAGGUUGGUUUGUGAGAAACCUUAAGAGGUUGACACAAAACACUUACCUCUAAUCUUUGAAGGUUUCCUUCCCCUUUGCCAUCUGUUUGUCUUUCCUUCAGUCUUCUGGUGGAGAGCAGCAGAAGUGGCUGUUGCUGUCCUGAGGCAGUUCAAGCUAUGAGGUUGUGAAACUUCCAGAGUAUUGUUUGUUCAUUGCACAGCUGUUCAAAAUGUUUAAUAAAGCUUUAUAAACUU
Taeniopygia guttata (zebra finch) is the source of this 2017-nucleotide messenger RNA. RefSeq names its product BLCAP apoptosis inducing factor (gene BLCAP). Lineage: Eukaryota; Metazoa; Chordata; Aves; Passeriformes; Estrildidae. The record is from RefSeq and is a predicted model, not a curated record.